Messenger RNA from Menidia menidia (Atlantic silverside), 1416 nucleotides. NCBI's taxonomy places the organism in Eukaryota, Metazoa, Chordata, Actinopteri, Atheriniformes, Atherinopsidae. The record is from the annotation of a GenBank genome assembly.
AUGGAGCUGAGCGUGCCGGAGGGGGUGGCGCUCGCCAUCCACUGCUUCACCUUCCUGCUGGGCCUGCCCGCCAACCUGCUGGUGCUCGCCGUUUACGUCCGAAAGGCUCGCAAGCACGGCGCCACGCCCAACGUGGUCUACGCCAUCAACCUGUGCCUGGCCAACCUGGCCUUCGUGGUGGAGUCCAGCCUUUUCCCCCUGAAACUUGCGGGUUUUCUACUUGAACUGGUUCUGACUGUGGUGGGAAUCGAGCUUCCUCCCGGCAGACUGCGUCACGCCGGCUCUCUGAGGAGUUGCUGGGCGACGAUGUUUAGAGAAGCCGGCGAGCAGAUUGUGUCCAGGACCUCUGUGACCCUCCCUGCCAUGGAGAUGCUGCUGCUGUCCGUCUACAUCUUCACCUUCCUGACGGGGGUCCCCGCCAACAUCCUGGCCUUCUCCACGCUUCUUCGCAAGGCGUGCCGCAAAGCGGCGCCGGUGGACGUGCUUCUUCUCAACCUGACGGGCUCCGACCUGCUCCUGCUGGCCUUCCUGCCCCUCAAGAUGAAGGAGGCGCAGGACGGCAUGCUCUGGCGGCUGCCCUACGCGCUCUGCCCGCUCACCGGCUUCCUCUUCUACGUCAGCAUCUACACCAGCACGCUGCUGUUAGCCGCCGUUAGCGUGGAGCGCUACCUAGCCGUGGCGUUCCCGCUCCGCUGGUCGGUUUGCCGUCGCCCGCGUUACGCCGCCUGGGCCUGCGCCGCUUUCUGGCUGCUGACCUCCGCCAACCUCAGCAUCGUCUACAUCCUGCCCUACAUCCAAUGGCGGCAUGGCGCGGGGGGCGGGCCAAACGCUAGCGCCUGUGCGGGCGCCGCCAUGCCGCCGCCGCCCACCUGCUACCUGCACUUCACCGAAGAGGAGCUGAGCAUCCUCCUCCCGGUCCGCCUGGAGCUCUUCCUGGUUCUGUUCUGCGUCCCGUUCGCGGUCAGCUGCUUCUGCUACACCAACUUCGUCCUGAUCCUGUCGCGGCUGCCCAGACUCAGCCGGCGCCGGCGGCUUCGCGGCAUCGGCCUGGCGGUCGGCACGCUGCUGGUUUUCGCCCUCUGCUUCGGGCCGUAUAACGCGUCCCACGUGGUGGGCUACGUGACCCGGGAAAGCCAGCCGUGGAGAGACGUGGCGCUCCUUUCCAGCACCCUGAACACCUGCCUGGACCCCUUCAUCUUCUACUUCUCGUCGGCGGCUGUGCGCGAGGCGCUGAGCUGCUGCCUGCGCGGGGCGGCCGCGAAGCUGCACCUGCUGUUCAGGUGGCGCCAGGCGCCGCCGCGCAUGCGCACCGAAACCCGGAAGUACGAGGCGGGAGCGCCGCCGUUCGUGCUGGAGCCCCGACGGCCGGAAGACGAGCAGCACGCCGGGCAAAGAGCAGCUUUGGACGGAGUGUGA